AUGGUCGAUCUGGUGCCAGAUGUGCCAGACUUGUGCGAGUUUGCUGAAGUUCUUGUUUUGAAUUGGAUCUACUUGUUGCUUCAGGCACUUAUUACUCGGUUGUUCGUGAGGCGUGCAUCAAGUUCACGACAACCAGGCCGUAUUGCGAUUAUUGGCACUGGAGCCACCGGCGUUGCAUGUGCGGCCCAUGCGCUCUCCCAGGGCUUCGAAGUCGUACUUUUUGGCCAAGAGGAAGAUUACGGCGGAAUCUGGAGCCAUUCUAACAGCAGCACACGGUUGCGAUCCACUUCAUUGUUCUAUCGCUUCCACCCUACUGUUUUAUGGAGACAUUUCUUCCCACUGCGGGAUGAGAUCUUAGAGGAGAUUCAUCGCCUAGUGGACAAGUACGAUCUUGACAGUCGUAUGCAUCUUUGCUGCAAGGUGCUUGAUAUUCGACGAGCCACAGCUGAAGAGGUCUUAACCUAUGCGGAGAUUCAAGGCAAGAAAGCCCUUCCCUUCUACGGGAGCCCUGCGCAGUGGAUAGUGCGAUACCAUAUCGGAGGAGGCAUCGAGAAUGCGCCUAUCAAGGAUGAGACGACUAACGAGGAUAUCUUUGAUGCUGUUGUCGUCGCUGUAGGGAAGUGUGGCCGGCCAAAGGCGAUCAUGAUGAAGGGUAUGCCCACGUCCACACGCCAUACAGGUGAAGGUGCAUGUGAACGCGAUACGGCCACCAGCAGGCAAACCGGGAAUGUCUUCAGUGGUGCUGUGUACCAUUCUUCCGAAACAGGUGAUGAUCCGAUCUUCGCUGGCAGGCGCGUCGUGAUCCUCGGGGACGAUGCGCCUAGUUUUGAUGCAGUUGACCUUGGUCGUGCACGAAAGUGUGUUGUUAUCGCCAAUGACGAUAAAUGGAUUCUGCCAUACAAUAUGCUAUUAUAUAGCCUCAUAUCGCUUGGGAAGUACAUGCCAUUCCGGUGCAUCUGGGAGAAGAGGUUUACGCAUGCCUUGGCGAAUUAUACCUACCAGGGUGUGGAAGAACUGGUUCCGCAUAGUCUGGGAAUCUUUGAAGGCAAAAUUGUCUGGAACGAUUAUCUCAUCCAGCAUAUUCGGGCUGAGAGGUGUCAGUAUAUUCGGGGGAGUGCGAACUGCCUGUCAGCACGUAGCGUGCAUGUGAAUUUGAAGCAGGAUGGCUCUCAAGUAUUCCAAGGGGAGAAGGAGUUCCCGGCCGAUGUGGUCGUUUUAUGUACAGGAUUUGAGGAUCCUGAUAUGGGCUUCCUUCCCCUCACACUUUUUCCUGAGGGGUGGAAUAAGCAAGACCUGUUCCUGCAGGCUUUCUCACCAGAAGACUUGUCAGUGAUGGUGAUGGAUCCGAGCUUGCGGACAGGACGUACCAUUUGGCCACUUAUUGGAGUUUAUAUGCGCCUUCUUCUCAUAUUUUUAAUGAAGCCUGAGAUGCGGCCAAUGCAAAGUGACAUGAGGGAUUGUGUGGAUGCUUCAAAACUACUCGCACGAACGCCAUUAUAUGGAAUCGCCAACUUUGGGCUACAGCUCCUCCCAUCCUUCAUCUAUCGGCACGGGGUGGCAGGUGCGAGAUUGAUGCUAUUUAUCUUGUUGGGAUGGGAGUAG
Messenger RNA from Sparassis crispa, 1602 nucleotides. RefSeq lists its product with no specific name. NCBI's taxonomy places the organism in Eukaryota, Fungi, Basidiomycota, Agaricomycetes, Polyporales, Sparassidaceae. The transcript has 15 exons. The record is from RefSeq and is a predicted model, not a curated record. Bases 1 to 1602 code for a protein of 533 amino acids. Gene Ontology annotation, molecular function: oxidoreductase activity.